Molecule: messenger RNA, 1475 nt
Organism: Cadophora gregata
Lineage: Eukaryota; Fungi; Ascomycota; Leotiomycetes; Helotiales; Ploettnerulaceae
Exons: 2
Coding region: 18-983 (321 amino acids)
Source: RefSeq, a predicted model, not a curated record
GGCCGAUCAAGACUGAGAUGGAAAAGAAGACACCUUUUCAACGGUUGAGUAAACUACAAAUAGUCCGCUUCCGUCCCAUAUUGAAUCAAAAUUUCUCAAUCACAACCAUUUCUACCUCAACACUUCUCAAGCCUCAAUUUUCAAGUCCCCAACAACAACCAUUUCUGCCUCAACACACCUCUGGUCUCACUUCUCAAGUAUCUCCAACUUAUACAGUUCUAGUCCCUCUCAAAAUGCUUCUCUCAAACAUUUUUAUCAUUGCUGCCACUGCACUUGCAGUUUCUGGGGCCCAUCUUCCUGUCAAGCGCGACAUUAUCGAUCUCGGUAUUACUUCAGUCGGUAACGAAAACGAAGAGCCCAGCAUCAAGCGCGACAUCAUUGACUACGGAAUUCGGCCUGAAAACGACAACGACAGCCUCGGUGUGAAGGGUGAUGGUUUCGUCGGGGAAGGUGAAUUGUCCGACGGCACCAAGUUUAAGAAGUUCAAGCGCGGCGAAUUCGACAUCCUCGACUUCGGCGUCCACAACAUCACGGAAGACUUUCCCUUGAGCAAGCGCGACAGUGAUUGGAUCCAGUCCUGUGGCCCAAGGUCCGGAUGGAUGCCGGUGUACGACGUAGUGACUGGGAGUAGUCCUGGUAGCGGUUACAACACAGCGGCGGCAGCCUAUUGCUACCAUAUAACGCACUCGCUAGACAACCAGGCUACUGUGCUUGGUCACGGAAUGGCCACAUCAUCCAUUGUCUUUUCCGGAUAUGUCCUAAGCUCAGGGAAACCUGCGCAAGUCGCCUUCGUUAUCAAAAACCAGCAGGACGACGGAAACCACACUCCAGACUACAGUAACUGCAUCAAAUACUACCAAUACAUUACUGCCGAAAACAGCUCUUGCUACGGCAAGAAAAACAAGGACACCAAGGGAGGAACUUACCAACUUGGCAGCAAAGCGGUCAGCUACCGUGGCAUUCCAGGGACAGCGGUUAAUUAAGGAAUCAAGUGCGGUCGGUAUGAGAAGACAUCUGCGAUAGUCAACCAGCGUUGAUGGCAGACCGAACAAAGUUGAGGGUAUAGUUUACGGAUUUGAUGGAUCUCUUUUGUGGUAGGGGUUUCCAAGAACUGGCUGGAUGUAGUUUCUUAGGGGGUUGCACGAAGGAGAAGGGAUUUCUCUUCUGACUGGUUCAGUUCUACGGAUACAGGCUUUCCCGACUCCUGUCGGAAGGAUUCUGUGAUUGACUCUGUUCUCUUCUUUGAUUUUUGUUUCUCGCUCAUUUUCUUAGCUUGGCACCGCGGUGGUGGUUUCAUCUGUUCUUACUUCCGUAUCCGUACAUGCAUAGGCACGCUCUUUUAGACAUCCUCAGAAACAACUUAUUUAAAGCAAACCAACAUCUGGAGUGGUUUGAUUUCUAAUAGCGCACAGCGGCUGACGCGACUCUGAAUUCAACGAGCCCCCCAUCUGACCCUUUCCGAAGCGAGAUCGAAG